Molecule: messenger RNA, 594 nt
Organism: Bradysia coprophila
Lineage: Eukaryota; Metazoa; Arthropoda; Insecta; Diptera; Sciaridae
Product: oligosaccharyltransferase complex subunit C-like
Cellular component (GO): oligosaccharyltransferase complex
Source: RefSeq, a predicted model, not a curated record
UGUUUGUUUUCCAUUUAUUUAUAAAAAGCCGCAUCGAACAAAUAAAAAAUGCUAGAAUCGCUGUACAGUUUACCGUUCCUACUCUUAGAAGUGCCCAAUCUAAAGAUAAAACAACCUUCAUGGCUGAAGCAACCGUCGCCGAUGGCUGUUUUCACAUUAGUUUUGUUUUCAUAUUUUUUGGUUACCGGAGGUCUAAUUUAUGACGUCAUCGUUGAACCACCGAGCGUAGGAUCCACUACAGACGAAAAUGGUCAGACACGGCCGGUUGCCUUCAUGCCAUAUCGAGUAAACGGACAGUAUAUCAUGGAAGGUUUGGCUAAUGCAUUUCUGUUUACAGUCGGCAAGACAGUCGGUGGCUUAGGGUUCAUCAUCAUGGAUCAGACGCACGCGCCCGGAAAAGCUAAACUGAAUCGCAUUUUACUGACGUCCAUGGGUUUCCUUUUUAUUUUGGUCUCGUUUUUCACGACGUGGAUCUUUAUGCGAAUGAAAUUGCCGGGAUAUUUGCAGCCGUAAGAACAAAAUUGGACGAUGUUAGCGAGUCCGAUAUCGUUUUGAAGCUGUGUUGGUAGAACCAGUGGUUAAUGAACAAAUUGU